This is a messenger RNA of Racocetra fulgida, 584 nucleotides long. The record is from the annotation of a GenBank genome assembly. NCBI's taxonomy places the organism in Eukaryota, Fungi, Glomeromycota, Glomeromycetes, Diversisporales, Gigasporaceae.
AUACACAAGUUUAUAGUUCUGAAACAAGUACAUUAUCUGGUCGACCACCUUCAAAUAUAUGGACUUAUGUUACAAAAGGUGAAAAAAAAUCAUCAGGACAUUAUUCAGCUACAUGCAAAUGUGAAAAAUUUUGGAGCAUUGGAAAACCCAGAGAAAUUGAAUCUCAUAUUGCCAACCAUUGUCCUAGUGCAACUAAAGAUAUUAAAUGUUAUUAUUUAAAUUUAAUCACAUCAAGAACUAGUAGCAAUAAACGACAAAAAACUAGUACUUCUUCUUCUAAAGAUGAAGAUAUUGAAAAUAGUGAACAAGAAUUAUAUACUGAAAUUUCUGAAAAUAUUAUUAAUAAUAAUAGUAUUACAGAAUAUAGUAAUAAUGAAUAUGAAGAUCAAGAAUUAAAUAAUGAAUAUGAGGAUCAAGAAUUAAAUAAUGAAUAUAAAGAUCAAGAAUUAGAUAAUAAAGAAUUAGAUAAUGAAGAAUUAGAUAAUGAUAAAAGUAAUGAAAAAUUAGAUAUUGAAGAAAAUAAUUCUCAAUCUUUAACAAAAAAUUUAAAUUUCGUAAACAACAACCAAAAUUACAAAGAAUAA